AUGGCGUACCAGAGCAGCGUGCGAAACUUCGUACCCGUGGCGGGGCCCGCCUACGGCGGCGACGGCUGCACUCAAGAAGCCCCCCAGGAGGAGGGGGGCACCGCAAACAGCGCGAACUGCGCCAAAGACGAGGAGCAGGGAGCGGAGCAAGGAGACUUGGGCGACGAAGAGCCCGACGACGCUCCCCCGCUCAAGCGCGGCAUUGUGUCCUCGCAGGGGACGUCCGUGUCCGGCGGAUCGAGGUACUCCAGCAGCGGCUGUUACUCGCGACUGAGAGGGGAGGAGGGGGCGGGAGGCCCAGCGUGGAACCCGAACAUGCAGCUGAGCCUCGAUGACUUCGACCAGGACUCGGUCAGCUACCUUGCAGAGGGCGCGAUGUGCCAGUGCUUCCUGGCCCGCAAGAUUCCCGCCAGCAUGAACGUCCCCGGGGGUGCGGGCGACGUGCCCUCGACGGACAGCAGCAGUAGCUGCAGCAGGUUCAGCCCUGCCUUCGAGAGCGCCAGGGAGCACGGCGUGAUCAUCAAGACCCCCAGCGAGGGCCCCAACCAGCAGAUGUCCGAGAACGACCUGGUUGUCGAGUCCCUCGUGCUGCGGGAGCUCCACCACCCCAACAUCGUCGGCAUCCUGGGAGGUGGGACCACCCACACGGGGGCGAGCUUCAUCGUACUCGAGUACCUGUCGAUGGGCACUCUGCGAGGCCGCCUGGACAAGUGCGGCGGUGGUCUCGGAGUAGGGCCGGCCGUCAAGUACGGCCUGCAGCUGGCGUCGGCACUGUCGUACAUGCAUGACGGCGGCCUGCCGGGCAUCAUCCUCAUGCACCGGGACCUGAAGCCCGACAACAUCGGCUUCGCCGCGGACGGCCAGGCCAAGCUCAUGGACUUCGGGCUCGCGAAGAUCAUCCACCGCACGCAGCGGUGUGGAUCCGUCAAGUACACCAUGACCGGGGAGACAGCAUUUUCUUUCAUUUUCAGAAAGGUGUACCUCGUGUUGGGGAUAGUUGGGGUGUGA
Ectocarpus sp. CCAP 1310/34 is the source of this 1008-nucleotide messenger RNA. The record is from the annotation of a GenBank genome assembly. NCBI's taxonomy places the organism in Eukaryota, Phaeophyceae, Ectocarpales, Ectocarpaceae.